Molecule: messenger RNA, 8578 nt
Organism: Schistocerca americana (American grasshopper)
Lineage: Eukaryota; Metazoa; Arthropoda; Insecta; Orthoptera; Acrididae
Product: proteoglycan 4-like
Exons: 7
Coding region: 49-4272 (1407 amino acids)
Biological process (GO): neuron projection development; microtubule cytoskeleton organization
Cellular component (GO): neuron projection
Molecular function (GO): microtubule binding
Source: RefSeq, a predicted model, not a curated record
CGUCCUGCAUCCAGUCUCGAACACGAUGACGACAAAGAUGUAGUGGUCAUGCAGGCUCCACACAACCAUGUGAAUGGUCAAUAUGAUGGGGCUGGAGAGGCAUCUGAAGAUGAUGAUGAUAAGGAUGUUAUCGUUGCUGGAAACAAAAAGGCGGAGGAUCGUCCAGCUAGCGCUAUGGGAAAGGAGUCUCCAGCAGGUCAAAGUAAGAAGGGGACUCCAGGUGGCCUGGGUGGAAAAGAAUCUCCAAUAUCUCAAGUGCCGAAGGAGUCUGCAGUGGCAACAGUAGGCAAGGAAUCAGUGGUAUCUUCAGAGGACAAAGAAUCACAUCUUCCCCCAGUAAGUACGCAGACGCCUCCUCCAGAUUCUGGCAAAGACUCACCAGUGCUCGCAGUUGUCAAGGACUCGCCAACACCUCCGGUGCGCAAAGAUUCGCCUGAAGGUAAAGUAGGAAAGGAGUCACCUGUACCUCCAGUGGGGAAGGCCUCUCCUGUUCCACCAAUGAGCAAGGAGUUGACUGCAUCUACAGUGGGAAAAGAGUCGCCUGUGCCUCCUGUAGGAAAAGAAUCCCCUGAACCCCCACUGGGUAAGGAAUCGCCUGUACCUCCAGUGGGCAAGCAAUCACCCUUACCUCCAGCAGUGGGUAAGGAAUCACCAUUACCUCCAGCAGGCAAGGAAUCCCCUUUACCUCCAGCAGGCAAGGAAUCACCUUUACCUCUAGCAGGCAAGGAUUCACCCUUACCUCCAGUGGGCAAGGAUUCACCCUUAUCUGCAUUGGACAAGGAAUCGUCCUUACCUCUGGUGGGUAAGGAGUCGCCCUUACCUCCAUCAGGCAAAGAAUCGCCUUUACCGCUACCAGGCAAGGAAUCCCCUGUUCCCCUGUCAGGCAUGAAAUCGCCCUUACUUCCAGCAACCAAGGAUUCGCCCUUACCUCCGUCAGGCAAGGAUUCGCCCUUACCUUCAUCAGGCAAUGGUUCACCCUUACCUCCAGCAGGAAAGGAUUCACCCUUACCUCCAGCAGGAAAGGAUUCACCCUUACCUCCAGCAGGAAAGGAUUCACCCUUACCUCCAGCAGGAAAGGAUUCUCCCUUACCUCAACCAGGCAAGGAUUCGCCCUUACCUCCACCAGGUAAGGAAUCCCCUAUACCUCCAACAGACAAGGACUCGCCCCUACCUUCGGUAGGAAAGGUUUCACCUUCACCUUCAGCAGGCAAGCAGACACCACAACCCCCAGCAGACAAGAAAUCACCAGUGCCUCCAUCACACAGAGAUUCACCUGAUCCUACAGGAGCUACACGAGUCUCAGCAAGUGAAAACUUAUCAAGAGGGAAUGGCACUGGGCCGGGGGACAUCGAGACCUCGGCGGCGCUUGGUGGCAAAAUGUCCCCCACUCCUCCAAGUGGGAGCAGGGAGGAGCAAAGAGCUUCACCAGGGCCGCUCUCGAUGAGGUCAGGAAGCAGUUCUGGGAAGGUAUCUCCAGUCAGCAAGGACACAGAGAAACCAGGAGUUCCAGUACCCACUGCAACAGAUCAGAAGAUGGAGCCCCAUUCUCCGGAAACGAAGAAAGAGGAAGCUCCUCAGACGGCGGCGGCAACGGGGAAAAUGGACGAGAUCCCGGAGAGACAGAUUUCGAAUGGAGCUCCUCCAACGCGAGGCACGGGCAGUUUGCAGCGAGAGCCUCCAGAACGAGACGCCGCUCGUUCACCCGAAGAAGCCAAGAGACGACCAGAAGAAGCGGACAUUCCUGCAUCACUGACUCCACGACCACUGUCAGCCAAAUCAGCUGCACUUCCAGCUACCACAGCAGCUUCAACACCUGCUGGUACAGCACCGACACGGGAGGACGACACGGCAGCAGAAGCGACGGAGGAAGAGCGGCAGGAGGUGCUGCAGGACGGUCGUAUCGAUGCGAAGCUGAAGGACAGGAAGUCCCCGACGACUCCACCUCCUUCGCCAGCGACCACAGUAGACGUCAAGGCCACUCGGGAAGAGGAAGGGGGCGAGAAGAAGGUGCACGAGGACGGCCCGAAGGAGCAACUUUUUUCAAGUCCCACAGCAGGAGUUGCAGCCAGCGGGUCUCCAGAACCAGUCGCCGCCAGACCACCAUCUCGACCAGCACCAAUUGCGGCGACGGACAGCCCAGAGACGACUCCAGCGUCCCGGGUUUCUCCAGCAACUCGCCCGGCAAAGAGUGAAUCUGCCACUAACGUUACUGCAACUAAGCCUCCGUUACCGACAGACGAGACACCUCAGAAAGAUGACACGACAAAGGCAAAAUCGAAGAGUCCGUCUCCGGACCUGCAAGAGCGCUCCCCUCCUCCAGCCUCUUCUUCUCCAGAUGUUGGAAAGCCACCUGUCUCUCCAGACAUCAGAAAGCUUACCUCGCCAGUGGCGGCGUCCAGCAUAGAGGACCUCCCAGAGCGCGAACGCGAGCUCCUGCAGUCGAUUGACUCGGUGAACGGGGCCGUGGACUCGCGACCACAGUCGGCUGCCCUUUUGAAGGAGCCCACACCGUCGCCGACAGUCCUGGACGGUAAGUCGAAGUCUCCGUCGCCGACGUCGCCCAAGUCACCGACGCCCACGGCUGCGAAAUCCCCACUGCCACCCCCGGGCAAGUCUCCGACGAUGAAGACACCGAGCCCAAAAUCUGCGUCUCCGAAGCCUUCUUCGCCCGAAGCCAAAGAGGUUGGAGAGAAAGAGCUGCAAGCAGAGACUGAAAAACUCGAUAAGGCUGGAACUUCUCCAACGGAGAUGAAACAGUCGAGCCCUGUAGACACUAAGAAGCCCCCCACACCACUGGCAGAGGCCAGAUCUGCCACACCCGAGAAGGGUAAGGUGUCGCCAGCCACAGCCAAAUCGCCACCACCAGUGGACAAAAAGAUGCCGUCACCGCCUCCUACAGAUGGGACAAAGAAGUCUCCAUCACCUCCGAUCACAACUCAGAUGGUCUCACCAGUUCCGGCAACUGCUUUACCAACAUCCAGAGAGUCGCCGGUACCUGAGAAACGAGCCGAGACGCCAGGCCCCACUGCAGCUCCUGAGGGGGGCCCCACACCGGAGGAAGUGGCCAAAGUGUCUCCGGGGGCCAAGACGCCCUCGCCGACCGGCAAGGCCAGUCCGGCACUGGCCGGCAAAGUCAGCCCUGCGCCAGCAGACAAAGAGAGUCCUGCACCAGCUGACAAAGCCAGCCCCACACCAGCCGACGCAGCCAGUCCCGCACCAGGUGAUGCCGUCAGCCCCGCACUGGCUGACAAAGCCAGCCCCACACCAGCUGACAAAGCCAGCCCAACACCCGCUGACAAAGCCAGCCCCACGACGGCCGACAGGGCCGAGUCACCUCCGCCGGCAGAGCCGGACAAGGGGCCCGAGGAGGACACGGUCCGACAGGUGCAGGUCGAGAUCGAGGACGCGCAGGCACUGGCCAACGGGAAGCUCUCGUCGCCGGAGGAGGAGGACGCGGGGUCCAAGAAGCCCGGGCUGGUGAACGGCGUGGUGAAGCCUACCAAGCUGCAGGUGACCUCCGCCACCUCUGCGGCGACAAAGCCCGCGGCCGGCGACACCAGGCGGCGGCCCCUGCGCCGACGUGCCAAGGACACCACAAGCGCCAGCGCGAGGAAAGAGGGUGAUCAUGACAGCGGCGUGGACGAGACCACACAGGGAACAGAGGGCGCGGCCAACGGCGAGUCGGGCGCGGGCUCCCCCAAGAAGUCCCCGUCUCGCAUCCCGGGCCGGCGGGCCGCCUCUUCGCCCACCAAGGCGCCGCGCUCGCCGCUCAAAGCCAAGCUCACUCCCACACAGGCUGAGGCCCCACCAGCGCCAGAGAAGAAGAAGGUGCCGAUGAACAAGGUCCAGGUGGGGUCCGCGCCGUCGCCCAACCUGAAGACGGUGCGCUCCAAGAUCGGAUCGCUAGACAACGCGAGCUACAAGCCAGGUGGCGGCCAGGUCAAGAUAGAGAGUCGGAAACUGGACUUCAGCAAGGCGCAGCCCAAGAUCGCCGCCAAGAACGAUGCGUACGUGCCGGGCGGCGGCGACAAGAAGAUCCAGCAGGUGAAGCUGACGUGGAACGCCAAACCCAAGGUGGGCUCGCUGGAGAACGCGACGCACAAGCCGGGCGGCGGCGACAAGAAGAUCGAGACGGUCAAGCUGGACUUCAAGGACCGCGCCAAACCCAAGGUCGGCUCCAAGGACAACGUGAAGCACUCGCCAGGCGGCGGCAACGUCAAGAACACUGCCAGUUCCCUGGAUGGGAAUUCCAGCGACGUGAGUGUAACGUAGGCACGGAAAUGGAAGAGCCAAUGGCUGCCCAGCAAUGGGCCAGAUGAUGCCACACCUCCAACGUUCUCUCCUUCUUUUCAAAAUAACCACAAACAAACAGUCAAACUAACGAAACUGAAUGACAUCAAAAAUGGCGUUAUUAACAACACGGAAACACAAGCCUCACUGCAGAUAAACUAUUUACUGGCUGACACCUCAGCAUAAAUUAUGUAGAUGAUGAUGGACUUCCAUGUGUUAAUUUCAAAACUUUUUUCCUCAGUAAUCAUAUAACCAUCGAUGAAAGAAUUUUUUGCAUGUUGGGGUGUGUUAAUAGACAUUUUCGGUUUUUUGGAACUGAAAAUACUGCUGAUACUUUUCUUCCAGUAAUUUAGAUGUGCUUCAUCCAAUACAUGCAAAUAUUUUAUACCAGUCUGCUUGUGAAGUAUUUGUAAAACCAGUUAGACCUAAUUAUUGGAAUUAACCUUAGGAGUUAUUGCAAUCAGAAUCAUCAAUGUGCCACCGCUAAUAAGAAUGUCUCUUAGAUAAGCAACACAUACAAUCGUAUCUGGCACACCUUACACCUAUUGUACCUUUCAUGGAUCUUACUUUCUUUAUAAACUCGACAGUGGGCUAAUAUGCCUUGGUAAUGUAAUUUCAUGUUCUCUGGUAACAUUAUGACAAGUUUUGUAGCAUUUAAGGAAUGCAGGUGAUGGUGAGGAGAGGUCGAAAAAUGCCUUGCAAUAAGUACAUCAUGUAUUAACUGAAUAGAAUAUGACUCGGAUACUAAAUUCAUAACUUACACCAUUACUCAGUUUUCUGAUUAUUGCCAAACAAAUUCACAGAAAAGGAGAGAAGAAACUAGCUGAUGCCUGUCGUGCUGUAGCUAUAAUAAAGCUAACAGUAGUUUAGUUCCAAAAGACAACUGUUUAUUGAACCCCUUUAAAAACGCAGACAACGAUGGUACAUAGAACAAAUAUUUGAAGGAAAAUUAUUGAUUAAAAGUGACUUGUAUUUCAGUUCAUCCUAUAAUCGUAAGGAUAUUUGGUGAAGCAGACACACAACCCACGUCAGUCACAAGUUUACUUGCUAUAAAAGGGAAAGAACAUUAACUGUUUAUUAGUCAACUGAGCAGUUAUGUAAUGUCACAUUUGUUUUAAAUCUAUGAGAUCACUAAACAUUUUAACCUGGAAAUCACUUGAAUUAAAACUCAGUUGUGAGCAUUGUAUUCCAAAUGUAUUCUUACCAUAGCUCUAAGAAUUUAAUCACACACAUGAAUGUAUUUAGAUAGUAUUUAAUAUGUUUCACUCUCAGUACGUUAUAAAUGUUUGUGAUGGAUGGCAUCUAAUACAAGAAACUUUGAGUGUGACGCGUUGUAACUGUUCUGUACUAAUGCUUUGAGGUUUCCAGAAUAACAACCAGUUGUCUAUCUCUGGCAGAGUGAAACUAAUUCUUGGCAAUUAAUUGUUUAACAAGUGUAACUGUGUUAUCUGUUUAAUGUAAGUGCUAUGUAAAGUAUGUGGUGUUUGUGAAAAUACUGUUUUUGUUGGGAAACACUUUGAUUAUUUAACUAGUGAAACCGUGUUGCAUUACAAAAAAAUUAUCAGUGUUAUCCAGGUAGUUAUCUAUUGCUUAUCUGUUUCAUAUUAAGAUGUAGGCUUCCUGAAAAAAGGUAAAUGUCUCUAUCUCGCAAGUUGAUGAGUAAAAACAUUAUGAAUGAGUUUUGAAUGAACCUCAGUAUUCUCUGGGCCGUGCCAUCAUUGUAUUUACAGCAGAUUACACACUUGCAGAAGAUAAGCUGCAACAGAAAAAAAUAUUGUUAUCAAAAACCAGUUAGGUGAUAGAAGUUUUUUAUGGAAAUGUAGCUACUAGUAACGAAAACUUAUGAGUUGUAUGUAAGAGUUAGGCUAACAUCGGCUGUUCGCACUUCCUCCCAAUGUAGAUUUCGUAUGUUAGUACCCAUACCGCUGUAAUGGUAAUACGUAAUAUGAAAAUUCCCCUUCUUCGAUAUGGAGAGCCUCUUUUAAUAUGUCUCUUCACUUGUGUCGUGUGAAGACCGUUUCUUCCAUAUAAUUGUUUACUGCGUUUCACUGCGAGGAUGACUGACAAAAGAAACAUUCCUGAAGCAAUUACCAUACUAUGCAGAACAGAUAGCCAAGAAAUUUGUGUGUAACACACACUACUGGCGGGUCUCAUUCAGUUACGAAAAUGUUGUCAGCAAGAUUUCCAUACAGAUUAUUCAGUUAGAAUAGUUAUCAAUCUGCCCUGAAAUGUCUAGAUAUUUCCUAAAAAGCGAUUUUCUGUGUGAAAAAGAAGUCUUCUGUGUCGUCAUGAUGUAGAGGAACAUGUUCAAUGUCUUUUAAUACCCCCAUAUUUCUCCUUUGCACUGAACCCAAUUCAUAGAUCAGAUUUUAUCAGCUCUUAAUGAGGACACAAUGACCUGUAGUCCAUUAAGGAAUACAAUAAUUUGCCACUUAAGGUCCCCAUGAACUAUCACACUUGUUUGUCAAAUUUUCUGCUUUCUUCCGUGGAUUGUAGAUGCACAAAUCAUCUUACAAUCUCACUUUUGGAGCAGUUCUCGUGGUGUGGUACUUACUGAAUCACAGAAUAUUUUAACAGAGGUAGGAAUGACUGCUAGCACUGACAAAGCAUUUCUGACAUUCACUUUAGCACUAUACACAAAGAAAAAGAAAGCAAAAUGCUGGUGCAAGGAAUAGCUGAAAGAUAAAUAUACCACUAAAAUCUACUAUAGAAAGUAUUAUGAACAGAAUCUAAUAACUACAUUAAUUUUCUCUGAAUGGACAGUGAGACUCUUGUUAGAAUUACUUCAUUCCCUUAUUGGAAAAGAAGAGACAGGUCAGUAGAAAUCUAUUCUAGUUGCUCAACGAUUAUCUAUAAGCUUGAGGUAUCUUUAAAAAUUCCUUUUCACUCAAAAUGCACAGAGAAACAUCAACUUGUAUAAGUUUGCCAUUUCUGAGAUCUGCCAAGCAACUUGCUUUUGCUUGACGAAUGCAAACUUAAAUGAUUAAACUUUUUGGUCAAAUAAAGCAUCAGUCCGAAUUUCUACCAAACACAUCAAAGGUACUUUUUAUUUGACAAACACAUCGAACAAUGCAGCCUAUCGCCAAAUAAUCUGACAAACACACAGAAUUAGAAAAUUUGUUUGAUCGUUUUUGGGGACCUUUAUCAGCAAAGUCGUUUAUCUGGAAUUAGAUGUUAAGUUGAAAAAUGUUGUGUACUAUCUUCAGAUGACGAAGACCGAUCACAUUUAAUUCACGUAAUAGCUGUGAUAUAUGCCCCCUCAUGCUUGGGUUACUUACAAUUAGUAAAAACUUAUCCAGCCUAUGCUCUCUACUAAAAAUGUUUUUUCAUUGUUAUGAUGAAUUAAAUCGCAAUUAGUUGGAAGAUUACAUUAUUUGAACAAUCUUGCUGACACAAGUACAUCAAUUCCGUUGGCCCUCUAGGUUUUACCACAAUUUUCUCGGCUUUUGGCAACUUCCUGUUUCCACCCAAGUUAUCAAGCUUUAAGCUUUGUCGGCAGAAAUGACAAACGCCACAUUUUAAACGCUACUGUACAUGUCGGAUGCUACCACAAAACCCUUGUAACAGAAAGUAGGAUGCGAAAUGACUAUUCAGUUAUAUCAAGUCAGUUUCUUGAAGACAUCUGUAUGAGGCAACUGUUAAUGUGAACAGAUAAUCUCGUUACUUGUGAAUCCUAAGCCCUGCCUGUCUUUCGGAAGUGGCGAGAGUUAAACACUAGAGCUUGUACACACGAUUCGUACCUAGAUGGGAGCAGUGUAGCUUAUGUACUAGCUGACCUCCUUCCUUGCCUGUUCCCCAUCCACACCACUCAUGAUUCACUCUUUGUGAUCAACAUUCCUGUGCUAUUUAGGUAGAAACGACUUAGCUAAUAAAAUUGUUUUUUUCACUUUCAUAACAAAAUAGGUGAUAUGUCAGGAAAUGCUAAGAUACAGGGAAAGCGCAUGUGGGAUACAGGAGGAAUUGGUGAUACAUUCGUAAUUUAAGGAAGCGAUUGUGCACUUGGCAACAAUGCUAGUUUUUAUACAUAAUGGUAAUGGAUCUUGCAGUCUGGACUAGCCUGUAAGUAAGAAAUACGAGAUUGACUAUAGGGUUAUAUAUGUACUGUUCAUAUGUUGCUUUUACUUAGUUAAUCAGCUUUAUGACCUAAUCUGUCUUUGAAAUACUUAGCAUAUGAAACUGGAAUGUCGCUUAAGUGAUAUAUUUUUAAUCGCAGUGUAAGUACUUUCAUGUAUAUACAAUGAGUGUUACUGAGCUGAAAAUCUGUCAUAAUAAACACAGAAUAAUACAA